GAGUGACCCGAACGUUUUUCACCGAGCACGGGGCCGAACCCGAAGCAGCAGCCGACCUGCCGGUGGUAAAACCUGCUGCUGCUCUAGUACUUCACCCGACGGCGAGCCGGUGAGUCUGAGCCGUUUUGUCGCAUCGAAGGACCGUCGGGGCAGGCACUCACCGAGCAGGAUGCGGCUCGCUUUCCUGUGAAGGGAGUGUUAUGGGGGACACUAUGGGGAAGGCUCGUGAGUACCCGGUAGUCACCUGUCGGUGGAAUACGGCCGCCCAGCGAGGCUUCCAGUACGGCCCUAACGUUCAUUGCCGACGGUUCGGUGCAAUACGGUCGCUGGGGAAAUUUUACGCGCCUGCGGUACAUUAUUAAUGGUGUGUUGAUCGAUUUCGCGCCGUGCUUCAACCGUGAGCCAGGUCAGUGGAGACAGGAAGUGCAUGGUGACGGUGUGUGUGUGUGUGUGUGAUGUGUGUGUGUGUUUGAAAGGAUUUGUUGUUUUUUUUCUUUUCGCCUUUGAGUGAUUUGGGAAAAAUUGGAACCAAUUUCCUAUUCUGACAAAUUAGCGCUGCUACGACGCGAUCGAUGAAUAUUGUGUUUUUCCUUUGGCAUUCGGCGUUCGAUCGCUGGCUGAUUCUUUUAUGAGCUACAUUCUCCUUCUCUCGUGGGGGAGGGAGAGGGUGGGAGGGGGUGAGCGAGACGUGCAGACGAAGCGGCAACCGCGAGACGUCAGUGCAUCCCACUCACGUGCACUCACAACGCUUCGGGAAGUCCGGUUGGCUUUGCUGAGAUGGGGCAGAUGAAAAUGGUGCAAUUUUCACUGCAGUCGCGAUGAGCCCGUACAUCGAAUGGUUCGCAGCCGAGUGCGAGUGUGUGCCGUUGUUUGUGUGUAUGCGUGUGGGUGUGUGUUCUUGUACCACUUCCGUUCGGUUGGUUCGUUCGGAUUCACUUCCGUCGCUUCAGUGUGAUCGUUGCGUGCGUAUUGGCGUAUGUUAUCAGCUUGCGAGUGGCGGGAAACUUCUACCUACCUCCUUCUUACCUCUCCUCUUACUGUCGGCAGCGGAAGAGCCGGUCACUGGAGGAACCUGUUUGGAGUUGCCAAGGCAUUUCGUGUUGCCAUUUCAGCGUGAAUUGGAUUGGAUUGGAUCGUGUCAGGCAGUGCCGAGGGUUAGACAGCCCCACAGGUUGACAGUAAGGGAUGGCAGGAUGAACCUACCUGCCACGCACAGGGCACCCACACACAUACAUUGAGUGGGGAAGGCGCUUUUGUGCUGUAUGUGUGCAUGUCCACGCGAUGCACAUCAAAAAAGGCCCUCGCACGGGGGUCCGUUAGUUAGUUUAAUGAAUAAGUAAACGAAUCUGUCCGUUCGCGCUGUCCUCCCAGCUGGCAGGCUCCGAAAACCUCGGCACAAGUGACAAGACCCGGAUCCUGAUCCCAGUUCUUUCGCGAGCGCUGUCACUUUUGGGUUUGAAUUUCGCGGGGCGAGGCGGGGAUAUUCUCCGACAUUUUCGACUUUUUGCCUCCCAAAAACCCCCGCGUCCCCCGGCUUUGCCAUAGAGCUGCGAGAAUUUUGCAAAAAAAAAAACGCCACAUGUUCCUGCGAAGCUCAGCAUAAAGGAUUAGCGAACACGCAAACCCGGGUUCGUUGUUUCGGAAGCAUUCCGGUAGACGUCCGUACAGCCGUCAAAGCUAAUUAUGGCUGGUUUAGGGUUUGCUCCAGCCUCCCCACGCCACGGUCUACCAUGCGGCAGGUGUAGGGAGGGCCGGUGUAUCGAUCGUGUCCUUGUCCGGUUUUGUUCUUCCGUUCAAAGCCGCAGGGCAAAGUGGGAUAAAUGGAGGGGAAAGGGGGUAUAAGGGGUGAUGGAGGACGUCCAAUUUCAAAUUCCACUCCUGCCGAGUGUGUGUGUGGGUCGUUGUGCACACGGGAAAAGAGGGGAAAUUGAAUCGUCAAAGACCCGGACACCGUAACCAUAAUCUCAAACGAGAAUAAAUCUGUGACCGGUAAAGCGAUGAACAUCGUUCGCUGUGUGUGUGUUGUAAGGCAUCCUUUUUCAGAAUUGCGUUACGUUCUUGACAAAAAAACGAAGGUUGUUUGCCAUUUUUUAUGUAUGUGUGUGUGUGUGUGUGUGUCAGGAAGGACCUACAGGGACACACGCCAUAAAUUAGGUCAAAUCAACGCACAACGCAAAAGCGGCGCUCGAACUCCACCGCCACCAGCAUGCGAGAUCAAGGCGUAGGCGUUGCGAGCAUUGCAUGCUCCCUCAAAAAGGUAAAAACAGAAGAAUGUAUGCAAUCCGCCAGUCGCCAGGCUGCAGCUACGUACGCACCGAGGGCAGGUGAAUUUGUUAAAAGCAGAAAGUAAAUAAACAAUCAGAAUAGCGGAUAGCGGAGACAAAACAAGCAAAAGGAUCGCCCCCCAAUCCGUCGUCGCUGCGUACUAUCAUCAAUCUCUUUGCCCGAACAGGCCGGUGCGACCCUUUUACUGAAUGCGAGGUACUUCCGGGAUGGUGGAUCGCAAUAGCCGGAAGUUGAUCUGAAUGUGUGUCGGUGUCUGUGUAUCUGUACAAACGUAUCCGUAUACGAACCAAUGAAUCCUAGCCAUUUUGCUUGUAUCGUGUGAUGCGGUUGAGGUACGCUGAUAGCACAUGUGCACGUGUGUUUGAGAGGCAGGGAUUGAGGGAUUCCGGGAUUUUGCCGGCGAAAAACUGGGGGGAGGGGGGGACGAUCCUGACCCAUUCGCACCGUGCGCUUUUGGCGUUGGCGGAACACCGUCCGGGCGGAUUUAGCGCAGAGCCGCAGACCGGAGUUUCGAUUGCAGGAAAAGUAAUCCAUCAUAUCACUCUCCGUGCGUGUGUGUGUGUGCCCGCCCGCUCUGCUGAAUGUAGUGGAUGUCUGCAUGUAGUACCGGUUCUACUUCUCCUCUUUUUCCCAGUGCAGAUGUCGGCGUUGAAUAAAAGAAUAAGCUUGAAAGCUUGAGGAAGCAGGCAGCAAACCAGAGCGCAAACGCUCCCGGGGAAAGUGCUUACCCGCAGGGUCUGGGUGUACAGUGUAAAGCCAGACCUCCGGAGUACCGUGUAUGUGUGUGUAAGGAAAAACAAAGCAACAGCAAAAAAAAAAAAAACAAACAGGUAAAAGUUGGACAUCCUGAAGUUGGUUCGGGUUUUCGGCACCGUGGCCGAAAGUGAGAAACAGCUCUCUAAACCCACUCACCACCACCACCGCCGAUCACGUCAGCCUCAAAACCGGGAAAAAGCGUGCCCAAAGCCUGAAACGUUCAACCCCUCCAAGUAGUGUAAAAGUGUAUGUGUUGUACAUGUGAGAGUGCAAGUGUAUGUGUGUGUGCAUUGUGAAGUAAAUUAAUUAAAAAAGUUAUAUUAAAACGUUCUAAAAAGGCAAAACCAAAUUAAUGUUGCACGCUGUUUUUCGGGCACCGGCACACGACGGCGCGGCGUGGGAAUACGCGUCAGGAUUUCCGUUUGCGAGUGUGUUGCGGUGCAGUCGAGCGAGAGCGGGGGCUGCUUGGGUGAAGCAGUGGCCGUAAACCCCCCUCCUUGUUGUUUUCCUUCGUUUACACCACCCGGUCCCCUCGCCAUCCGGUGUCGGCGGUGCAGUGGCUGGGUGGAAAAGGGUUUUUAGCCCGAGUGUGAUUGCGGUUAGGCGGUUCGGUGUUCUCCGCUGGGAGUACGAGUGCGCGUUUGUGGAAUUGUGUGUGCUUGUGUGUGUGUAGUGCAUGUUUUUUAAUGAAGCAAUAGAAAAAGGUGUGUUUUGCCUGUGUCCGACAUGUGUACUGGUGCCCUGGUGCCUGGUUCGGUUUGCACGGCAGAAGUGAACGAGCAGCAGCAGCAGCAGCAGCAGCAACGGUUGUGAUUUGUUCAGUGAGAAGAAGAAUGCGUAUUUGUUAUGGUGAUGGCUGUUUUGUGUGUGUGUGCUUUCGGUGUGAGUGAAUGCUGAUUGAAUCAUGACUACCAUUUUCAUCGCUGUUCCGGUUCGUUAAGUGGCAAAAUAAAUCGACGACUCGUUUUCUUUUUGGGGAAGCUUGGGAAACAGACACAGCGAGGCAUGGCAAUGGCAGUGGGCCGUUGCUGAACGACUGAGUUUGCGGGGAUUCGUCUGACGCUUUUGAUUAGGAUUAUUGUUUGGGAGAGGCGAGAGUGUGCAGGUGGAACCAGCUUGCAACGAAGUCAGCAAGAAGCGGAAGCGAACAGCGUCGCCGUUCACCAUGGGCAUCCCGGCCACCGUACGGUCCUGCGCGGACCUCGUUAGCAUACUGCUGCUCACUGUGAUACAGACCGGCACGCUCGGCUGGAAGCUGGAUAAUCGAAACAUCAUGUACACUAAUCAGGACAUCUCGUACGAGUGCCCAAUCAACACCAUGUGCCGGUGUGCGAGUUUGCCGAACGAAACCGCACUCCUCGAGAUCAAUUGCAACGAGGUGUCGCUGUACAAAUUUCCCGAGUUUCUGCACGGGACGAUAAAGCACAUCGACAUGUCACGCACCUUCAUCCACAACGUGGACGAUGAAACGUUCCAGGGGUUGCGGCUCGAGUCGCUCAAGCUGGUAGACAACAAAAUACAGGACAUUUCGGAAAAGAGCUUCAACUUUAUGCAGCAUUCGCUGGUGUCACUGGAUCUGUCCGACAACCAGUUACAGGGACUACCGCUGGAUUCACUAAAAAAUGUCCACACUUUAAGCCGAUUAGUAGCUCAGCGAAACAACAUCCACCAUCUCGAUGGCAACUGGGGCGGGCUGGCGGACUCGCUGCGCAGCCUGCACAUUUCGGGCAACUCCAUCUCUGAGGUAUCGUUCUACACACACGACGAGAAGCGUCAGAACCAUACGGCACCGAACUCGCAGGCAUCGAUAAUCAACGCGAAACAGUUCUCGCAAUACCCGCCCGGUACGCCAGGGAUGGGGCAGCAGCAGCAGCAGCAGCAGCAGCAACCCGGUGCCACGGCGGUCAACGGGCUGCAGCAACAGGGCAUCAAACCGUUCGCCAAGCUGAAAAAGCUCGUCUGGCUCGAUAUCAGCUCGAACCGUAUCGCGCACAUCAGCCCGAACACGUUCCCCAAGUCGCUGGUAACGAUCGAUCUUUCCAAGAACAUUCUUUCCCAAUUCCCGACCGCCUUCCUCGAGCAUCUGCACGAUCUGCGCGUGCUGUCGCUGAAGGAUAAUCUGAUAGCGAAGCUCGACGGUAGCCCCGAACCGGCCGGCCCCGCCCGGAUACGGCUCGAGAAGCUCGACCUUAGCCUGAACCUGGUGGAGGAACUUCCACCCCUGCUGUUCAACGGCAGCGUGCGUAUAAAGGCAAUUAAUUUUGAUAAAAAUUUCAUCCGCCACCUCGAGGCCGACACAUUCCAGGGGCUGAACAUCGUGCACAUGGUGCUGGCAUUUAACUUUAUCGAGUCGAUUGACGAUGGUGCGUUCGGUUCGCUGGAGAACAGUUUGGAGUAUUUGGAUCUGGAGCGCAAUCGGUUGACGGUGGUGCCGGCCGCUAUUGGGCGAUUGAAUCGGUUGCGCUAUCUUUACUUAACGUCGAACGAGCUGACGCACAUUCCCGAUCAGCCCGAGCCACUGCUGCCCACUACGCUGAAGGUGCUGUCGUUGAGCGGGAAUAACUUUACCGCCAUCCCGGUGGACGCUCUCUCGAACUGUACCGAGCUGUCGUACCUUAACAUGGGCUACAACAAGAUCGCAGACAUCGAGGAGAAUGCAUUUGCUGGAUGGGGCUCGAACUUGCAGACGCUACUGCUGCGCAACAACAAGAUCACGAGCCUCAACUAUGGCGCGUUCAAUGGGCUGGAUACGAUCAAAGAGAUCAGUCUCAGCUUUAAUGACAUCCACUACGUCCAUCCGAAUGUGUUUGAUAAUGUUUCCUCGACACUUAAGAUUCUGGAGCUUUCGUUCGGUAUCUACCGAGAGGAGUAUCCGGGCGAAGCGUUGGCCGUGCUGACCGAGCUGAUGUGGCUCGGGUUGGACAAUAACAAUCUGAAGACGCUGCCGGACGGGGCACUCUCAACGUUGGGACAGCUAACGUACGUCAAUUUGGCGUUCAAUCGAAUCGUUGCCACACCGCGAUGGCUCUUCCGGUCGGACAUUCAUCGAAACUUGGUGGAGAUUGAUCUUUCGUUCAACCAGCUCGAAGACUUGCCGAGCGCAACCUUCGACAGUUUGGAGCUAAUACAGAUUAUCAAUCUAUCGUCGAACAAACUGCGCACGAUGCAGAAGAACGCACUGCACGAUCUGCCGUACCUGACGUACGUGGAUCUGUCCUACAAUGCGCUGCAAAAUAUAAGCGAAGGAGCGUUUAGCUAUCUACCCAGCCUGCUGAGCGUGGACCUGAUGCACAACGAGCUGGCCACACUGUCGCUGAAAGUGUUUCGCCAAGUGUCGAACGCAACCACACCGAUGCGGCUGAACAUUAGCAGUAACGCGAUCGAGUUUCUGGAUGGAGACGUUAACUCACUGCUUUAUGUGUACUCGCUGGAUGCCAGCCACAACCAGCUGCAGGACACGACCGUGUUUCGUGCGUUGGCUUUUUCGCUGCGCAUACUCUACCUGAACUGGAACAACUUCACCACGCUCGGCAACCAUGCGUUCGGGGACCUGCAGAUACUGGAAAUACUGAACCUGGCGCACAACAACAUCAGCUCACUGCGGCGGCGCAGCUUUGCCGGGUUGAUGAACCUGCAGGAGUUCGAUCUGAGUCACAAUCGCAUCGAAAGCUUACAGAUUGAACAGUUUUCACCGCUGAAAAAGUUGCGCCUGCUGCGCCUCAACAACAAUCGAUUGCGCACGAUCCCGCGCGAUACGUUCCUGAAUACGCGCAUCGAGUUUUUGGACCUCUCGAACAAUCAGUUUGUGGCGUGGCAGGCAACGGCAUUCGCGGACAUUGGGUUCACGCUGCGCUCGAUACAGUUUGAUAAUAAUUUGCUGGAGUUCCUAGAUCCGUAUAUGUUCACCAGCACACAGUUCUUGUUGGAGCUAAAUCUGGCUGGAAAUUUGAUAAAACUCAUCCCUGAUAAUGCGUUUGCAAAUCUGAACAAUUUGACGGUGCUGGAUCUGAGCUACAAUCAGCUUAUGCCGGUGAACUUCCGCGAGCUGUUCGUGAAUGUGCCGCGUCUGCGGGUGUUGAGCCUCCGGUCGACGGGGAUCUAUCGACUGCCGACUCUGGCGCUGCCCCAGCUUGCUUCGCUGGACGUUAGCAACAACAACCUGCAGGAGAUUGACUCUCAGGAGGAGCUGUUUUUCCUCCGCGAGCUGCAUAUACAGGAGAACAAAGUCAACAACAUCUCGAACCUGCUGCGCAAUCUUCCCCCUGCUCUGCGCGUGCUAGACAUCUCACGUAAUCCGAUCCGCAAGAUAUCGUUUCACGAUUUUGCACUUUCUCGCCGGCUGGAGGAGCUGUUCAUCGAGGACAUUAAAAUCGUAAACCCGGACAUCUUCAUCAAGCUGCACAAUCUGAAAAAAUUGCGCAUCAGCGCACAGCACAACUUCAGCGAGUUGGUGUCGAAGUUGCGCGGUUUGCAGGAGCUGUACGUCACCAUCUACGACGAGCAUCUGGGCGAUGGACUGUUUACGUCGCGCAUGCACGCCAACACGAAGCUCAACGUGGUGGAAAUUACGGGCCGAAGGUUGGUGUCCAUCUCGAGCAAUGCCUUCCAGGGGUUGGCACGGAAUCACGAUCUGAAGCUGCGGAUACGCAACACGAUGGUGAACGAUUUGCCGCCGGGCGUGUUCUACGCGCUCAAGUACAUCCCUCGGCUGAGCAUCGAUCUGUCGGACAAUCUGCUGGCGGCGCUCGCACCGGACAGCUUCUACCCGAACGCCAGCUCGUGGGAUGCGGUGGGGACGCGCAGCGUCAUCGGCGGGCUGGACGUGUCGAACAAUCCGCUGCAGUGCGAGUGCGGGUUGGUGUGGCUGGGGCACUGGUUGCGGCGCUGGUUGCGCGAGACGGCGCAAGUCAACUUGAUUCCUAAGGACGAAAUGAAGCAGAUGAUUCGUCGAGCUAAAAGGAGUACCUGCACGGAUCCGCUCACCGGGAAGCGCUUGCCGUUCCUGGAGAUCUUCCCCGAGGAUCUGCUGUGCCACGCCAGUGCCCUGAGUAGUUUAGCGUUGAAGUUGCGCUUUCGGUUUAUGUUGCUGUGUCUCAACAUGCUGCUAGUGGUGCUGCACAAAUCACGAACUUUGGUACUGUAAUUUCGGUUCGGCUGACAGUAUCCAAAAACGCUUCAUCCCCCAUCCCCGGACAUCCAAUCCCUUUGUAACAGCACGGAAUACACUCCCUCCUCCCCAUUCCCUCAACUCAUCACUAUCUUCCCGCGGCAACAUGUGUACGCGUAGUGCCAACGCGCCAACGAGUAGGUAAGCAUCGGUUAAGAACUGUCCAUAAUGGCCCCCUGCAAAGCCAAUCUAAGGCUCACUAAUGUUUGACAUCGGAUGGGCGAAUGUGCUGAAGCAGCGCCAUCGCCAUCCAGCAGCAACAACAACAGCAACGUUCACUCAUUUUAAGCAUUUUUUAUCGUCCCACUGGUGGUACAUGAUUGUACAUAGUAGUAGAAUUGUAAAUUAUAGACAACAAAGUAAUAAAAAAACGCCCGUUUUGUACGAAGUACACAUUUCCAACACGUCACGCAUAUAGGCAGCCAAAAAUCAACAAAUCAUAAAACAAAACCCCAACUGAUGCGUGCGUGACGGAGAGUGACAGACAGCAAUAUAGAACAUGAAGGAAAAAAAAUAUUAAGAAAAACAAAUUGUCCUAAGAACUAAGCACAGAUAAAUAGCAGCAGUAGGGUACGAAAAAACAAACAAGGAAACCUCCCCACAAUGUGUAAAAUGUUGUAAAUGAGCAAAACGAACCUAGGUAAGAGAUCGCAGUAUCUCACACGUUUUGAUGAAUUCCGAUAGUAAGAUAUUAACAAAAGAAAUAAGUGCAAGAAGCAGACGAAGAAACCCAUCCAAUCAAAACCACAUUCCAUCACGAUUGUAGGAGCUUUAGUGUAGGAUAUUAAGUUUUCGGGCACCAGUUUUGCACUCGAGUGAGAAAGGAAGGUAAUGGUACCUUCAAAUUGAACCAAUCGGAGGCUUAAAGUAGCAAGUUUAUGAAUGCGAAGUACACGAUGUAUUGGAAUUUCUUUAUUUUUAAUUAUAUUACGAACAUAAUUAAUGGAUUUAAUUUGUUUUUCAUCCAAUGUUUGUGCAUUGAUUGAAGCUACGGCCCGCUUAAACCUCUUCCAAUGCACACCUGUGCGAAACUGUUACAAUGCGCAGUUAUCGGUAGAUAAACACUUUACCUAUAUGCUCACCGCAGCGAAUAAUGCCAUUGUAAGGAAAGUGCUUUCACUUCACAAACAGGCCGUAACAGUACCUACAAAUGGUUGAAUGGUUGAGCCAUACCAACGGGUGAGUGAGUGGGCGGGCGAAUAAAAAAAGCGCCAACAACCCGUCAAAUGAAUUUGAUAAGCCGACACGUUUCGCCCCGUCAAUCAGCUAACAAUGAUGGCCCGAUGACCUCGCCAUCCUGACCAGAAGAAUUGCACCCGUAGUGCACUCACGCUGGCACCACCCCACCCCCCAAUACCCCCUGCGGCGCGAUAAUGUGUGUCGGAUCACAGCGAAAUGACAUAAUUAUGCAAUUUUCAGUCCAAUUACGAAAACACACAAACGGGACAUAAACCUCGCUCCCCUCAAAGUUUUCCCAUUUCUUUCCUUGUCGUACGGGUCCGCAGGACGCUCGGAAUGGGACCGGGAGUUUUGCACAGUUCGUGCACACGUGGAUAAAGAGAGAGAUAGUAAGAGAGAGACAGACAGACAGAGAGAGAUAGCAGCAUUGGGGGAAGGAUUCCAUUGAUUGAUAUUCAUAAUGAUCACACAAUUAUUAUCACACACUGUAUGUACGAUUAUAAUAAUGCCGGCCGCACAGCCGCAUGGCCGUGGCUUUUAUCCGGGGGUAUGGGCUGAGAUGUUAAUUAAUUUGCCAUUGCUUCCGAGCCGCUCACGUUCACUUUACUGCCAUUUUGUGCCCGUAGCAGCGCGCUCUAUAUGGGACUGUUUUGCUGUACAUUACUGUUUUUUUGUUGUUGUUGUUUCGGUUAGUUCACUAAGCAAUGAUAAUUAACUUUGAUUUAACUGCUAAUUGAAUACUAAAAUAGAUUAUUGCAUUUUUAUGGUUUCUGAAAGCCACAUAGAUUCAAUUAUUGCUACAAUGAUUCUGAAUUUAGAAUAAUUUUGUUAUUUUUUACCGAUACGUUAUUCGUUACCACCAAAUUAAACUCUCUUAACAACCUGGAUUGAAAGAUUUUGUUGAUAACUUCAUACUCAAAAAAAAAAUGGAGAAAAAAGAAACAAUUCUGAAAAAAAAGUAUUUGAAAG
Anopheles coluzzii is the source of this 10357-nucleotide messenger RNA. RefSeq names its product protein artichoke. NCBI's taxonomy places the organism in Eukaryota, Metazoa, Arthropoda, Insecta, Diptera, Culicidae. Bases 4208 to 8185 code for a protein of 1325 amino acids. The transcript is spliced from 6 exons. The record is from RefSeq and is a predicted model, not a curated record. Gene Ontology annotation, molecular function: protein binding.